CGCCGCUGAGAAAGGAGGUGUGGAAUAAGAUCGCGGCUCGGCCCGGUUGAUCGUGUGCGUGUUGCGGGGGCGAGUGGCGAUGGUCGAGUAACGAGCGCGACGCCAGAACCUCUUCGCCCCUGGAGAGACCGAGACGGACGAUCUUUCGGAUGGUUCGGGCGAACGGCCGAGUGGAGGGGAUGAAAGGGCGGUCUGCGCACGCGCGACUCGCGGCGGAACAGCUUCGCGCGGCGACGCUCAGUCUCGUCUGUCGCAAUCCAGUGCAGAUAUACGUGCAAUUAUCCUGUCAACAGUGCUUAAAAUCUCUUCUGGUGCUCGCUCGUGGCGUUCGCUCCGCACAGCCCGGUGAUCGAUACAACGGUCCCGGUAAACCGAUCGUCGAUCGUCACUUUUCAACGAGAGCCGGUCGUACCGAGUCCUCGCGAGUCGAAGGAAUUCCGCGCGACGUCCGGGCCACGUGAAACGAAAAAUUGAAAGCUGAGUUCCGCGCUCGGCCGUGCUCGCGUGUUCACGGGCAAAUUCGAAUCGGCGCCCGCGGUCGCUCGACUUGUACGCCGGCAAGUACGAUCCAGUCGGCACCGUGCGCUCCGCGGGGAGAGUUUGACGUUUCGUUCCCGGUGCCUGACCCUCUUCCCCUCCAACUCGUCCUUCGGCCCGUCGGUGUGUUGUGACAUUUUCAUUCGUUCCUGAAAGAAGGAUAGUGUCGCGCAUCUACGUUUAUACCCGAUACAUACGGCCGCGUGUUUUACGAUGAUCGUGUCGCGAGAUCGAUGAGCAUCGUUGCUCGGCCGCGCGCCCAUCGAUGUGCCGCCGAAGAUUCCCAACCUGUUCACGCGACUAGCGAGAGGAAGACGCGACGUUCCAGUGCUGUGAUAUAUUGUGUUCCACGGGAGGAAGCACUGUGACCGCGAAAAUAAUACGGAACAAUCGAACACGACAUUUCUUUUGUCCGAGAUGACUCGCCACCUGUGGCUAAGAGCUGCGUUCACCUUGCUCGCGGUGUCAGGUGCGAGCUGCCUGCGGAAUGUCAGCCUGGAAAUAGUUCCGGAGGCAGUGCAACGUGGUCAGAAGGCGAUUCUACGCUGCCAUUACGAUCUCGAGGAGGCUCCCCUUUACACGCUGAAGUGGUACCGUGGCAAGCACGAGUUCUACCGUUUCACGCCCAGCGAGGUCCCAGCCACCAAAACCUUCGACAUCCACGGGGUUAAUGUGGACGUUGCCAACUCGAACAAGAGCCAGGUUACGCUGCUCAACGUCGACUUCGGCCUCUCGGGUACGUUCAGCUGCGAAGUUACGGCGGACGCGCCGACCUUCUCUACGGCCUCCGUCUCGAAAAACCUCACGGUAGUGUAUCUACCCAUGGGCGCGCCCACUAUCAAAUCGGAACGUGAGCGUUACGACCCGGGAGACACUUUGAAAGCAAAUUGUAGCCUGCCACCCUCGAAGCCGCCGGCACAUCUCUCAUUCACCCUGAACAACGUGGCGGUGGAUUCCAACACAAAACAUCAGCCGCGGCAGUAUCCGCCGCAGAAGUGGGAUCAGAACGAUGGCGGCGGGUCCCCCCACGUCGAUCAGCAGGAGGAUCUUCAGUGGAUCGAGAUCAGGUUGAACCUUCAGCCGUCCCAUUACUCGAACGGGCAGUUGAGUCUGCGAUGCAACGCCCAGAUUCCCGGCAUAUAUUCGGCGGUAAACGAGGUGCAGCUCGGACCCGGACUGCGUGAACCCGUGCCAGAGAGAGUGACCUCUGAAAACGGUAGCGAGGCUUCCACGGCCGCCUGUUUGACGAUGCUGAUGCUGUCAAUGCUGCAGCUGCUUCUGAGAUAGUCGUGGCACGCCUGAGGUCGCGCGGAAGGGGAGCUCACGGGCGUCGCACGAUAAACAGCGCACUAGUCAAAAGCAAGAGGUGACGGGGAGGAGCGCAUUACUUGGGCAGAGUACAACGGGUCAGCUGAUCUGCCGGCGUGUGAAAGGAAAACCAAUAACGAUAAUUGUUGAAAAUCGGCAUUCUCGAAUAUUACGUGUCUUUUAGCGUGCUCGGUUCAGUUUGUUCGCCGACGAACGGUCGCGGACAGCUCCCGCGCACGUUCGUCCCGUGUCCUCGAUCACGAUCGUUCGCCUGGAUCAGGAUUCAGGACGUCGGCGCGCGGUUUAUUGGAUACAAUCCGCCUCGGCCAGCGUAUUAAACGCUCAGCGUCCCCGAUGAACACCCCGCGGACAGGUUUACGGCUCGGAAAUACGUACGAACUGCUCGAGACGCGCGGAGGCAAUUAGUAUCGCGUUCGAUUGCUGUCUGUCACAAAUGCUCAAGCGAUUCCGCGUCUGCAAAGCAACGAACGAAAUGGCUGAUCGUUACGGGACCGAACCGGGGGAACGGCUUUCUUCGGAGAAUGUGUCGGAUACGAGAUUAACCCUGCGUUUACGAUUUCACCCUGCUAAAUUCCCAGCGUCGUUAUUCCAAAGAUUUCGAGAAAACAACUUUACCCCUCUACACAUCCUCCUCUUUUCCUGCCUUUAACACUGCCAUCGACACUGCCCUUAAUUAAAAUAACAAUCAAAAUCAUCAAGUCGCGAAAGUGAUUCGAUAAUAAUUAUAUAGACAAGUACACUCUCAUGUAUUCUACAACGAAAGUCUCCUAGAAUCUUGAGCAUCCUCUUACGUUCCGACAAAUUUCAAACCAGUUACACGUUGAGCAGUUCCAGCGUCCAUCAUCGAACGUCCCCACGUUAAAGACAGGGUCUGCCCUUCAUCCCUGGAGUCCUGCCCCGGGACAAAAGGCUCUCCUUCCAUUUUUCCUGUUUCUUUCCCGUUCCAACUGCCAAAACACUAACCAAGGAACUCGAAGUCCACGCAGUCGGGGACCGUUCCACUUCAGCACGCGUCCCUCUCGAGGUCCCGCGGCGGUAAGGAACGGCUAUCAAAUGUACUGUCACGCGGCCGAAGAUGCGUGUCACGGCUCGGCCCGCGUCCCCAUUCAGCCAUUGUUCGCCUCGCCAGGCCGAAGCAGCCGGGGGGAUCGAUCCCGGUGUGCGAUUUCGACGCGUAGGAGACUAGUCAAGAGACGCGCGCCGGAUUUCGAACUUCUCCUCGCCCCUCGUCUCGCGUCCUACGUAGCCGAGGAAAAUCGCCCAUCGCUUCCAACGUAACGACGCUUUCAACCGUGCGAGAGAGAGGAUCCUGGAUAGGGUAUCCGCGGCGGGAAACGCGAACGCUUUAGGCUGCGGCCACGCUUGGUGCGAACUCGGACGAACCGGAGUGAACCUUUUAAAAUUGCGGGUACGUUACGGUUCAUGUAAUAAAUCCGGUUAGUAUUGAUAAUUACCGGGUUAAUAGUAAUUACGGUAAUAAACACCGCAGCAUUUGGUUAAUGUGAUGAAUGACAUAUUAUAAUUAUAUUUGUCGGUAAAUAUGAGUAACUGGUAAUGAAGCCUGGUGAACUUCGUGGGAAUAUAUUUUGAAAUAUUUGGUUAUUAGUUAUUAUUGAAACAUAUACGUGGAUUUUGAAGUUGCUCGAUGACACGUGAGCCUUAUGAAUAUUUAAAUUUUCCGACGGCUAUUCGUUUAUUUGUUUAUUUAUCUUUAGUUAAUUCAUCGUUGAAAUAGUAGGCUGACACCGGAUUUGAUUAGUUCGAUGUGUAUUGAAGGUUCGCCAGAAUGCCAGUUCGUCCGGACGACCCGUACAGUGUAACCGCAGCCUUAUUCGUCCACGAUACGCGAAUGAUGACCCAUUUUUUCGGGAAACGCGCUCGACGCAACACUGGUAGAGGAGCUCGAUAAACGAGACACAGGAUAUUUAGAUUUAACGAGGUUUUUAUUUUUUAAGAGCGGUUCUACUUAAUUUUUAAUUGUACCAUACGAACGCGAGAGAAAGGCGAUUCUUAGUUAUAUACUUGAGAGACGUUCAGCGUUUUAAACGAACUUCCGGGUUCGAUCUCGAUCUUGACCUCGAACGAGUUUUUGUUGCAACGUUUUCGUAUAGUUUAAGGAUCACACAUAAUAUAUAUAUAUAUAUAUAAUAUGUACGAGUAUGGAUAUGUAUAUACGGUGCCUCACACUCGAAAUUGUCUGUCUUAUAACAUUUGCUUUAUUAUUUUUGAUAGCGAGGAAUUGUACUCUACAACGGUACGAUAGUUUCACGAUCAGUGUAAAACAAACGUUUUAGUUGUAUCGUUAUGCGGUUGGAUGUUAGAGAUAAUCAAAAGUUUUGUAAAAUGACGGAUUAAUGUAAUGUGUAACGACGUGUAAGUAAAGUACCUUGUUUAUGUUGGAUUCUAUAUGACUAUUGUGAGAUCAAUAAACAUUUUCUUGCAAUUAUCCACGACCUUGUUUAUUCUAGACCGAGGAAUUUACAUUUCAACUUAUAACGAUCCUUUACUUAUCAAUAAUCAACGAUUACACUAUAUCUGAUGUCUACCACGAUGUCAUUUUAACUUUACAUUGUUAAAUUCUCACGAUACAAUUAAAAAUCAAAAUAAAUCGUACAGACAACUGUUUAUUCUCUUCGUCGCAUCUCGCAUUAGCAAAUGAAACAACGAGAAAGUGUCAGAUAAUUUACAGUGUGAGUAACUGUGCAUACAGAUUUCUCAACGAGUCCUCAUUAACAAAUUCUUCGUUGACCGCGCGUUCAGAAUCAUCCGGGAAUCCGACACCGCGAUCAAUCAAACAACAAUACCCCGGAAACUUUCGAACACAAGCCGCUCCCAUAAUUCCGGGUAUCGAGAUGCGCGAGUAAAUCCCCAAACUGCGAUUUCAAUCCGCCUUUCGACUUACCGAAAUCAAAACAAACCAAUUCCAGGCCCACUUAGAAAAGUCCACCAUUUCGCAAGUUAGACCGAUCCUUGCGGAAAACAAGUUUCUUUCAUCGCGACAGUGACGGAAACAGAACGAAUAAUAAUCUUCCGUAAACAAGGUUACGGGCAAGCAUGACGAGUCGUUAAAUCGAAGGAACGAACACGAUGCACCCAGUAUUAACCCCUCAACGGACAUGCCAAAAAGAAAUAUUUUAUCUCCUAUUUUUAUUUAGAAAUCUCGGAAGGAUUAUACACAUAUAUAUAUAAAUUGAAUGAUUGUGUUAAUAUUUUACCUUAUGAAUUCAUUUAAAUUCUAGGAUAUGAUUUAUUUCCUCCACAUAAACAAAUAGCUUCUAUCGACAAGAAUAGAAUAAUAAUAGCCUUAUGUUACAGUUAAAUUAAUAUCAGCUUGUCCACAAAGUAUCUUUCGUUUCAUCAGCACACAAUAAAUGCACAACAUUUUAUUGUUUACAUUACGUUAUAGAAUUAUUCACCAUUCAUUAAUUCAUUAUCUUCCUCAUCUCGUCCAAAACUUCCACCAGUCCAAAUGUUUAUAAGCAGAGCGCCAAAGAGACCUACAGAACACCCUAAUAUUCCACUCGAUUUACAGCUAAUUAACGCCGUUACACAGAAAACUCGUGCGUAAUGGGGUUAACGCUCGCAAACGCGUUCAGCCACGAUCGCGACAAGAGAGAAACGUAUUUUCCGAGGUGCGGCCGGCGAACACGGAAUUCACCGGAAUUCCCCAAUUUUACAGUAUUUCACGAGAGUUCUCCCCGAAGCUUCGGUUCGUCACUAACCCAGAUCCGGCUGCAAAUAUUUCUAUGGAACGAUACUAAGCAAACAGCACAAGUUAGGAAAAGUCGGCGAACAGCACAUUUACUUCGGUGUCUCUUUCCUGUAUUUCUCGGGGCGUGUUUCCUCGAAUAUUUUCCCGCUCGCCGGUUGUAUCAAUUCUGUCAACAAUCGGGGAACCCUCUCCCGUGCCCGAACAUUUCGCGAAACACGAAAGUUCGCAGUUAAUGCAUCCACUUCGAGAACAAGGGUGGAGGAUCGAUACAGUCGAGGGAAGAGGGAUGGAAAGCCCAUCGUUCCAGCGGAGCGGAAGAGCACAGGCGCAGCCUUUCCUGUUCACCAACCCCCCUCGGUUCGUCUUUUAUUAAAGGGAACCACUGUAAAACCGCCGAAGAAUAUCGCGCGUCUAUAAACCAGCCACGUGCCCUGUGUUUCUUCCGGGAUAGAGAAACAGUUCGUAUCAUUCCGUUCGCGGAGUGGUAGGGGCGGCUUUCCGAGGGGGUUGAGGGGAACGCGGCUGACUCGUCUCUGUUGGCGGAGAGUCGGACGAUGCUCCGGCGAAAACUCGCGGGCCAUUUACGCGGAGCGUCGACGUAAAACGGGGAACCGGCACAGUUCGCGGCGGGUUUUAUUCGCUGAGCAGGUACGCUGUCGACGACCGCACACGCGCGGCGUGUGUCGAGCAGCGAGAUGAAUCGCCGUCGGCAGCGCGGAUAUUCUUCGUGGAUGGAUACAUCGGGAAACACCAGCCCUGAUAAAGCUUUCGCCGAGAUCGAUCGACGAUGCGCCGUUAAUGCUGGAAUUACCUGGCAGACCGGAACCACUCGUUUCUCUUCCUUUGGAAACCGUCGAGAGGAUGCAAUCGCUUUUCCGGGAAAUGUUCAACACUCCGCCGCGUUACCUGCAUUCGUGCGAUACAACUGAAUUUGGAAAUGAAUUUUCUUUGGUAGCGAAGCGAACGGUAGUAUGUCUUGGAUUUUCAACGUUUGUCCUGUUAGCUUGACAGGCGAACGAGAACUAUACGAGUCCCGGGAUCUGGAUGAACGCGUUGUUAUAGUUUCUAUGAGAAUCCCGGCUAACCGACUCGACUGCACAGUGGUUCCAGCGUUAAUGCCUUUCCUGGAGAUCGCAAUUCUUCCUUUUACACGGACGCAUUUUUCUAGCGAUUUUUGCGAGUCACGCAGAACCAUACAACGACGAAAGCUACUUGCUGCGUAGUGGACCGUACAACGAAAACGAGAGAGGAAAAGGGCACCGUGUUUAUUUACCCGUUCCGUCGGUGAAAGUAGCGUUUCCUGUUAACGAAAAGGAAAAGGACCGGGGGAAAAACGAAGUUGGACGGAGAAGAGAGUGGAACUCGUAGGGCGAGAGUCCUCUUUUUUUUUCUUUUUUUGUUUCUUCCCCUAUUUCUGUUUGUAUCGACACAGAAGGGCGAGGGGUUGUGCUCUAAUCGCGCUGCGGUACAAGUAAAUCCCGGUUUUUUUAUUUCGGGCGUGCGAUUGUGUGUUCUCGUCCGCCAUCGCGUCACCGAGCCCGUAGGAAAAUUAUAGAUGCACACACGACCGUGCGCGGUUUCAGAUAGGUCCUACUAGCCGUAGCCCGCAGUGUAGAUAUUUUUUCAUGGGUGGAAGCAAGGAAGGAAGGAGUGAGUGUCCGGGCGAGAAUGAAUUUUCUGCGAGCGUCGACGCGGCUUUCGUGAAAUGUAAUUAUGAGCACGAGAACUAUUAUAUUACUGAUCCGCUGAAAAAAUAAACGAGCGUAACGUAGUUGCGAGAACAAACGCUGGGAACGAUGUAAUUUGUUCUUCUAAUACGUUUAAGGUGUUAACCGCGAAAUGGCAGAGGACCGACCGGCCCGUGAACGUCAACCGUAUCUUGUGUCGUUAGACGAAAUUAAUCCGCGGUUUCGCCCGAAUGCCAAAGACGUGACAUAUGUUUCUUUCUAUUUCCUUUCUCUUUCUAUUCUUUCUUUCGAUUGUUUAUCUCGUUUCUCUCCGAAUGUUUGUAACACGUACUUAUGCAACCGUAAAGUUGCAAUUCACGUAAGUAUAAGCGCUAACCGUAAUAUUAAGCGGAGGAAUGGUAAUUUCGAAGAACCGACUACUGUAAUCAAUGUACGGAUUAAAGUGGAAAAUUAAUUUUAAACAAAAAGAAAACAAAAAGGAAUGAGGUUGUUAACGGCGUACCCAUGAUUUAUUGAAUUCUUGUUGCGUCACUGUGAACGUUUAAGAGUUUAUUUUCGAAACUUUUUAUAUGGAGCAUCUGUGCGAUGGAUCAUUUGGAACUACAUAUUAUGUUUGAUAUUUAAAAUUGGAAUACUGUAAUACAUGGUAACUACACUGUUAUUGUACAUAAUAUUUUCUUAUAUUUUACCU
Molecule: messenger RNA, 7957 nt
Organism: Nomia melanderi (Alkali bee)
Lineage: Eukaryota; Metazoa; Arthropoda; Insecta; Hymenoptera; Halictidae
Source: RefSeq, a predicted model, not a curated record